CACAGGGCCAACUGCGAUGUCCUCAGUCUUGGUUGGCAGUUCGGUCGGUACGGUUUUCGGGGUCUAGCGCGGAAAAUUGCGAAAAUUGCAGUUGCUCCAAGGAAUGUUCUGCGAUUAAGUGGCGUAAACGACACCCGAUUGCGGUGGUGGUGCUGGUGGUGGGGGUGCAUCGAUGAAAUCAAAUUGUAAUCCAAUUAUACGGAAUUUUGCGGCAAUUAUUGGUGAUAACUGGGAGAUUUUCUGUUUCGUUUUUGAAAGCCUCUUGUAACGGUCGGUGGAAACACGCGCGCCACAAAUUAUGGAGUGAAAUUUGUGUAACAAAAUUAAAAGGGAAAAAGUUUCCGCGGAAGGCAGGAAAAUGCUGGCAUUGUUGUUUGCGUAGAGCAGAAAGCAUGUAAAAAGUUAUGCCAAAGCAGUAAUUCUAGUGUUACGAGAAAGUCACACAAAAGUUUGCUGUGUCGUGCUGGAAUAAAAUUAAUUAGUGCAGCGAGGAGUACAGCCUGUGUGUACUUUGCCAUCUAGUUGGCUUUGGCAGGCCUGCUAAGCCUUCGAAAAAGGAUACAGAAAAAAAAGUUGCGCGCUAAAAAAGGAUUACGAUGGCGAACCUGAGGAUUACCGUUACCCGGAUGCACUUUGGAUUACACUUCGUCUUUUUAAUUAUUGUGUCCUCCAUCUACGGAAACCACACACUGGACAGCGGGAAAUCAUCGUCCUCGCCGUCAACCGCCAGCUCUUCCAGCAGCAACAGUUCCUCCAAUGUGCCAACGCUCACGCUCUCCCCGGACGAAACCAUGUCCCACUUUGUGAACCAAUCGCGGAUGGUCGGCUGCACCUCGUCCGAUCCGGACGUGAAGCUCCGGUGGCGCAACCCGAAGAACGCCAUCAUCGCCGACGCCAAGGGCCGCGUCCACGUCGAGCAGUUCAGCGGGGCGUCGCUGAUGCUCAUCUUUGAGGCCAUCGUCCGGUCCGACCAGGGCAACUGGACCUGCGAAACCGACACCGAGGGUGGCAAACCGGUCCGGAAAAAGUCCUUCAAAAUGAUAGUUAAUGAACCAAUCUCGUUCCGGGACACCAGGACGGUCCAAACGGCCAUCGAAGACAAGGACGCGACCAUCCGGUGCGAGGUGCGGGGACAUCCGGAGCCGUCCGUAUCGUGGUCCUUCAACGGGCAGCCAUUGUUCCCCCCGAACGGAAAGUACACGAUGCUGGCGGACGGACUGAUGAUCAAAAAGGUGACCAAGAACGACGCCGGCGAGUACACGUGCAAGGCGUUCCAGGUUUCGACCACCGGAAGCAGUUUCGAGGAGAAAACGAUCCGGCUCAAUAUCAAACACAAGCCCUACUUCAUCCACCGGGGCACGUACGGCUCGCGGAACGUCACGUACGGCUACGUGGGCGGGAUGGUCAAUUUGACGUGCGAGGCCACGGCGGAACCACCGGCCAACUUUACCUGGUCGGCCAACAACAAAAAGUUUUCCCAUAAAAGCCACCACAUCUUCACCGCCAACCACAUCUCGAUGCUGCAGAUUAUGAUCAAAAACAGCACCGCUUUCGGCAAGUACCGGUGCGAGGCCAAAAACGAGCUCGGUACCAUUUCCCGGGAGAUCCAGCUGAAGGAGGGCACCAAGCCGGAUCCACCUAGCAGGUUCCAACUGCGUGGCGUCAACUCGGACACGCUGGACAUUGACGUGGGGGCGACCAAGAGCCACGACGUCGAGCCGGACCACAGCACCAUCAUCGGCUACCGGUUCGAGCUGAUCCCGACGGAGGAGUACGGCAAAUAUCGGAGCUGGGAGCGCGCCAACCGGCGAGACUUUGACGUCGAGGACGGCGUCACGUACCUGCUGGUGCACCUGAUUCCGGACACCAAGUACCUGAUCCGGGUUGCGGCCCGAAACGCCGCCGGUCUCAGCGACUGGACCGAGGUGAAGGAAUUCUCGACGCAUCCGCUGCAGCCGCACGGGUUCAACUCGGGCAGGGGCGCACCGGGUCGGUUGGCCACGUCCGCGAUGGUGGCACUGAUGGCCACCGUCGUCGCUGCCCUGCAAUUUUAACCACCCGGGCGGCACGGAACUUCAACCAGAAAAGACUAGCACGUAAAAUCGCAAAUCCGAAAUUUCAUUCCGUGGAAACCAUCAUUCAUCAGCAGAGAAGAAAAGGAAUAUCAAAGUAGGCCACGCGGCGCGCGUUGGGAAGGUUGAGCAAGGAGUGGCAAAUCACCCCACCACAUUCAUUCGCCCCUUCUCAUAUGGCUUAUAUUGGAAAUAUCCAACCGGGAAAGUGAUAUGUUGUUGUUUUUAAGUUUUGUCUUCCGUUCUGGUUCACCACUUUGAGUACGAUGACACAACCAACGCUGCUAGUAAAGACAGUCACACCAAGCCAGGAGGAGGAUGUAUAGAGGUAUCGUAAUGUAGGUUGUCAUGCCAUAAGUAUAAGGUUAGAGACGAAGAGGAGGAAAUCGAUCUAGGUAAAAUGUAAUGUAACAAUGCUUGUUAUCUCUACAACUCAUUCUAUAUGCGCUCUCUAGUCAAAGUGUCCCUUGAAAGUAGGAAGAGAAUGAAGUUGAUUUUGGUGUUCGGGGAUGAUGAUUCAAAUGUUUUUUCUUAUAAAAACUGAGUUG
This is a messenger RNA of Culex quinquefasciatus (southern house mosquito), 2620 nucleotides long. RefSeq names its product neural cell adhesion molecule 1. NCBI's taxonomy places the organism in Eukaryota, Metazoa, Arthropoda, Insecta, Diptera, Culicidae. The transcript has 7 exons. The coding region runs from base 597 to 2054 and encodes 485 amino acids. Gene Ontology annotation, molecular function: protein binding. Gene Ontology annotation, cellular component: neuron projection. The record is from RefSeq and is a predicted model, not a curated record.